CGAUUGUCGCGCCUUCUGCUGUUAAAAAAGAAUACUCUCAAUGAGUUGAACGGAAGACUAGAAAUUAUCGAAGACCGAAUUUCUUUUUCAAUUUGCCACUAUGGGUAUUUCCCGAGAUCAUUGGCAUAAGAGGAGAGCUACCGGUGGGAAGCGGAAGCCUCUUCGAAAGAAGAGGAAGUUUGAGUUAGGACGCCCAGCUGCAAAUACUAAACUUGGGCCUCAGCGUAUUCAUACGGUACGCACACGUGGAGGUAAUAAAAAAUACAGGGCACUGCGUCUGGAUACUGGAAACUUUUCAUGGGGAUCAGAAUGCACAGCAAGAAAGACCAGAGUUAUUGAUGUUGUGUAUAAUGCAUCAAACAAUGAGUUAGUUCGUACGAAAACACUCGUCAAAAAUGCAAUAGUAACAAUAGAUGCAACGCCCUUCAGACAUUGGUAUGAAAGCCAUUAUGCUCUUCCAUUGGGACGAAAGCGAGGUGCAAAAUUG
Molecule: messenger RNA, 487 nt
Organism: Polistes canadensis
Lineage: Eukaryota; Metazoa; Arthropoda; Insecta; Hymenoptera; Vespidae
Gene: RpS8
Product: 40S ribosomal protein S8
Biological process (GO): translation; maturation of SSU-rRNA from tricistronic rRNA transcript (SSU-rRNA, 5.8S rRNA, LSU-rRNA)
Cellular component (GO): cytosolic small ribosomal subunit; ribosome
Molecular function (GO): structural constituent of ribosome
Source: RefSeq, a predicted model, not a curated record